Molecule: messenger RNA, 2296 nt
Organism: Parathielavia appendiculata
Lineage: Eukaryota; Fungi; Ascomycota; Sordariomycetes; Sordariales; Chaetomiaceae
Product: alkaline phosphatase-like protein
Exons: 7
Coding region: 378-2243 (621 amino acids)
Source: RefSeq, a predicted model, not a curated record
UCCGUGGGCACGAGCAGUUGCAUCACGAUUGAGCCGCAGAACGCGUGUAUAUGUGCUCUCUGUUUUAUUGGCCAAACCUUGACUUCGAUGUCGCUCUCUUCCAAGCGCAAUGACUUCAGUAAUCAGGUUUGGAAGGUGAAGUGCGCCUGUUAAGAUGGCUGCACGAUGGAGCGACAUUGGGAGGAAAGUGUGGCACGAACCUAGAUACCCGAGUGGUUCACCGAGGGUGAGGAGGCGACGAAUCGCAUAGUCUACGACGCUGCAGAUAUAAGUCCGGGCGCCGCGACGUCCAUGGGUCGACACGGGCGCCAGGUUAUGGCCCACGACUCGGGGACUCGGACAUCGCUCAAUUUCAACCGACACCAGUGUAGGUUACGAUGCAUAUUUCGUUGAUUUUGAGCCUCACGGCAGUCUCGACGCCGCUGGUCUCCGCGGCAUUCGACGGGAACCUCAACUACCACAGCCCCUCGCGGCGCCAUGUGAAUCUCGGCAUUGACAUCCCUUUGGUAUCGCGCCGAAGCUUGAAGCGCGGUGCCUUGCCUCUUAAACCCUCCGAGUUGAACUUCACCCAUGGCAUUGCGUCUGGAGAUCCGUACCCUGAGAGCGUCAUUCUGUGGACACGGGUUGCGCCGUCCUCGGCGUCCGACAACAAAAAUACGACUGUCGAGGGAACGGUUCCACUGUACAACCAUGACGUCGAGAAGUACAUUAAGGCGGACCCUAACCCGAUCUGUGUUGAAUGGAAGGUUUGGGAGGCCGACUCAAAGUCCAAGGGUCGUCAUCCUGGGAACACCGGCCGCGUCGUGUCCAAAGGCACCGCUUAUACAACAAGCGACAUUGAUUACACGGUCAAGGUUGAGGCUCAGGGGCUCAAACCUUUCACAACCUACAACUAUCAGUUCGCCGUUUGCGGUUCCAACAACACCAGCCCGGUGGGAAGGACCAAGACGGCGCCCUCGGCCAACGCCAAACUGGAUGAGCUCAAGUUGGCCGUCUUCUCAUGCAGCAACUACCCCAACGGCUACUUCAACGCCUAUGGCAAUGCCGCGAGAAAGGACCAGCAUGACUAUGUGGUUCACUUGGGCGACUAUAUCUACGAAGGAGCACAGCAGGGAAACCGGGCACACAAUCCGCCACGCAUCAUCUUCAGUCUAUGGGAUUACCGGACCCGCCAUGGCCAGUACCGUACCGACCCCGACCUACAGCUCCUCGCUCAGAAUUUCGCCUGGAUUCCAACGUGGGACGAUCAUGAGGUUGCCAACAACGGUUACAGAGACGGGUUCAGCGCCCUGAAUAACACUGAAGAGUCUUUCCGCACUGAUGGCCCGUCCAUCAGUGUCGACCAACGCAAGAUGAAUGCCGUGAGGGCCUACUUUGAAUGGAUGCCCAUCCGGCAAGUAGAUCUCGACGACAACCUGCGCAUCUGGCGGUCAUUCCAAUUGGGCAGUCUGCUCGAUCUGAUAAUCCUCGACACGCGCAACUACGAUCGUAGCAUCACGAGCCUUGGCUGGAACGAUCACUACAUCGACCUCAUCCGCAAUGACGCCUCGCGCUCGCUGAUGGGGUCGCGCCAAGAGCACUGGUUCUACAAUCAGCUGAGCCAGUCUUCCAAGCGCGGCGCCACUUGGAGGGUCAUUGGCAGCCAGAUUAUCUUCUCGCAGAUUGGCUCGAGCGGCGACAACUGGAACGGCUACAUCGCCAACCGCAACCGGACCCUCCAGCACCUGUACGACAACAAGAUCGGCAACAACAUCUUCCUUGCUGGUGACAGCCAUCAAAACUGGGUCUCGGACGUCACAUGGCUCGGCCAGGAGAACUAUGACCCCGUUUCUGGAGAGGGAAGCAUCGGCGUCGAGUUUGCCGGCACUGCCGUCAGCUCCAGCGGGCAGAGCGGUCCGAUCCUGGCCGCGAGGGAGAAGGCGCGCUCUCAGGUCGAGGCCAACCAGGUGCUGCAGUGGCAAGAAGGUUAUUUCAGAGGCUAUUUCCUGCUCGCGGUUGGGGAGAAGGCGGUGACUGCUCAAUACUUUGGUUCGCCGAGUGUCGCAACACGCAACUCCUGGGAUCUUCCACUGGCCAACUUUACCGUGUCGGCCGGCGAGAACCACCUGUCGCGUCCUGUCGCUGGCGGAAACGUCGAGGCCGGGUUUCUCCGCGGAGGAAAGACCACGGGCACGAAUGUCACGCUCAACACUGACACGUUCCAGUGGGAGACGAUCGGGUUCGAGACCAUGUACAUUAAGUAGAUGGCAAUCUCUAGGAGUGAGACGCAGUGUGCAGAAACAAUCCAGAUGGAAGC